Molecule: messenger RNA, 447 nt
Organism: Salvia miltiorrhiza (redroot sage)
Lineage: Eukaryota; Viridiplantae; Streptophyta; Magnoliopsida; Lamiales; Lamiaceae
Product: protein LEAD-SENSITIVE 1-like
Exons: 1
Coding region: 1-447 (148 amino acids)
Source: RefSeq, a predicted model, not a curated record
AUGGGUGAAGGCAGAGUGGUGCACUUCACUGGCCCGUCGUCUUCGUCGUUUUCGUCUUCGUCGUCGUCGUCGUCGUCUUCGGCUUCGAUUAGAAAAGUCUGCUCAUCUUGUGAGAUGUUUGAGCAUAGUGAUCGUGACAGUGGAGUCAUCGUAUCGUGUCUCGAUUGCUUCCUUGACUCGGGAUGGCUGCGCCGUUACGAGUAUGGCGUUGGCAAGAAGGUGUACUGGCUGAGACGCCGAGGGACUUGCAACACCGCAGAAUCCAGUGCGGCGGUGGUGGUGCUGGAGAGGGCUGAGUCCCUGCUUGCAAAUAAUGGAUUCGGGAAGUAUAAUGUGUUGAAAACUAACUGUGAAGAUUUUGCAACCUUCUGCAAAACUGGGCAAGGCUGCGACCGUAAUGGGACGGCGCGUGGCUAUGGUCAAGCCUCCGUCGUCCCUACGGCUUGA